Molecule: messenger RNA, 1416 nt
Organism: Thlaspi arvense
Lineage: Eukaryota; Viridiplantae; Streptophyta; Magnoliopsida; Brassicales; Brassicaceae
Source: the annotation of a GenBank genome assembly
AUGAGCUUGGUGUUGAGACCGUCCCUGUACUUGUUGGCCCAGUCUCUUACUCGUUGCUUUCUAAGGCUUCCAAGGGGUCUUGAUGAUUUUUAUGUGAGAUAUAUCUUGACGUUGAAACCGUCCCUGUACUUGUUGGCACUGUCUCUUGUUGCUUCACAUAAAAAGUCUCCCUGUCUACAAGGUCUUGAUGAUUUUUAUGUGAGAUAUAUUUCCCCAGAAGCGACUGUCUUUAAAAGUGAGGUGAUCUUUAAUCAGACAGCUCCAAAAGUUCUUUCCUUCUCUUCUGGUGGCCCAAACAUUGUCGUUGCUGAUAUUCUCAAGUCUCGUUUUAUCAGCUUGCCUCAUAACGGUGUCUAUGGUUUUAUAGUCUUCUCUUCUCUUAUGACUUUUUCCGAUGAUUUGCCUUCUUACUGGUGUUUAUUGGUCUUGUCAUCACGGAGAGGACAAAACUUGACCCAGCGUUUAGAGAAAGAUGAGAAGAAGAAGAAGGAGAAGAAGAAGAAGGAGAAGAAGGAGAAGGAGAAGGAGAAGGAGAAGGAGGAGAAGAAGAAUAUGAUAGUGAUGAAGAUCAUGGUGGACAUAUUGCAUAUGAACCGACUGAGUCUGCAAAACGAACAACAUUUAUGUAUCCUGCGGCUGUGUCCUGCGGCUGCGGCUGCGGCUGCGACUUCCAAACGAACAAAAAUAAAUUUGCUGCGGCUGCGGCUGCGUUUGCGGCUGCGUCUGCCAAACGAACAUCAAGCUGCGCAAGGCCAUUUCCCUCCCGAGAGGGAAGACACCGAGGUAGUGGCUCUUCCCAAGGUAUUCAAAGGAGUAAGGAGGCAAAAAAAUCUGGCAAGUGCUGAUACGAAGGAGGGGACUUCAGAGACUAACCCAAUGAGUCCUAUCAAACAGUCCGCUAAAAGAGUUCGUAAGGGGCUUGAUUUUGAAACAGUGGUGCCCGAGCUGGAUGACUUGGGGAAUAUAGUUAACCGAGUGGCAAUGGUGGAUUCGGCAGAGAUAAAUUUAGAUGAUUCAGAGGCACAUGAGUAUCAGGGACUUGAGGAGCUGGAUUGUGUCUUGGAGUUUAUGGAAGCUGAACAAGAUAAUGGAGAGAAGGAGAGGGGGGUGCUAGUUCAGAAGGAUACAGAAAUGGAGAUGCAGGACACAAUGGUGGGGCUGGGGGACUUAAAGCCUUAUGCACUUACCGUUGAUGCAGAAGAGGAGGUGGGGGAUCAGGGGAUCAGUAUUGAGGUCUUGACGGGUUCUGGGGAAUAUAACGGGAUUUUAAAACUAUCCUUUAAAGUCGGAGCUACGAAGAAGCUCUUCAAAGGGUAUCUUACAGUAAGAGGCGGAUCAAAGAAGUUACUAAAGAUUACUACUCCACGGAAGAAAGGAAUAACCCGUGAGUCAAAAAGGCGGUUGAGAGAGGUAUGA